Sphaerodactylus townsendi is the source of this 3475-nucleotide messenger RNA. RefSeq names its product proto-oncogene Mas-like. The record is from RefSeq and is a predicted model, not a curated record. Gene Ontology annotation, biological process: G protein-coupled receptor signaling pathway. The transcript is spliced from 2 exons. Gene Ontology annotation, cellular component: membrane. NCBI's taxonomy places the organism in Eukaryota, Metazoa, Chordata, Lepidosauria, Squamata, Sphaerodactylidae. The coding region runs from base 2143 to 3075 and encodes 310 amino acids. Gene Ontology annotation, molecular function: G protein-coupled receptor activity.
UAGUCUUUCAAGUGUCAGUGGAUGUCGGGGCUGUAGUGAUUAAAAUGUCAGACUAGACUGCCUUCUGCCAUGGAGGCUAUCUGGGUGACCUUGAGGCAGUCUUGCUCAGCUAAUCAACCUCACAGGGUUAUUGUGAAGGUAAAAUGGAAGAAAGGACAACAACGUAAGCCACUCUGGGUCACUACUAGGGAGAAAGGUGAGGUGUACAUGAAGUAAAAAUAAAUUAUAUAGCAGCUGUAUCUGCCAUCUAACAUGUACAACUGCCCAUAAUGCUCACAUUACAGGCACAUUCCUAUUCCUUUCUUGGUUUCCCACUGAGUGUGUUAGGCUGAAAUGUUUUCUUAUUUGGCUGAAUUACUCCUCCAGGGAAAAGGAGGGAAACUAUAUUGACAUAUUCUUCCUUUUUAGGGACCAAUGAGGGUCCCUGUGCAGUGCUGCUUGUACUCCCUGCCAUAUCAUCUUUUCUUUUUCUUCCGUAUUAUUCCAUUUGUUUCCGUCUUCAGAAGAUAUUGCCAACAGAUUAGAUCUAGUUCUGCAAGUGGAGGAUUGCUUGGGGUAUUAUCCCAAAGGAUGCAAUGGACACAGUGAGAGCCAGAAGUGGGAGGAGAAUUUUAUCACUGUGAAGCAUUUUUUUUACAAGGGAAGAGAUUUUUUUUUAAGUAUUCAUAGGUUGCAGAAUUUGUGUGCUUUUUUACAAUAAGCCAGUAAAACGUUGUUAGUAAAACCCUGAAUAUUUAAAAAACACAGUCUGAAGUCAACCAUAGAAAGGAUAAUGUGGUUCCUUUGGUCACUACUACCAUUCCUUGAAUAACUAAUAAUUCUAGAGGUAAUACAUGAUGAGCAGCACCAUAUAGAGAUACAUACAUUUAUCAGAUGUCUGGACUUGCUCUGGAUGCAGUGGUGGGAUUCAAAUAAUUUAACAACCGGUUCCAGUGGUGGAGUUCAAAUAAUUUAACAACAAUAACAACAACAAUAAUUUACAAGCACCAUUUUAACAACCGGUUCUGCAGAAGUGGUGCGAACCUGCUGAAUCCUGCCACUGCCUGGAUGUUUUGUUAUGCUACUCUCAAGGGGACUUGAAGAUGGAUAAAACAGUGCAAAUAGGGGGCAUAUCAGUAUUGGCAGCUUUCAAAUGACUAGAGUGGGCUAUGCUUAUUUCUUUAAAUAUUCAGACACCUCUCUGUAUGCUGGCUAUUCAGAGUUAAUAAACACUAGCAGGGACUGAAAGAAAAACAAAAACAGUUCAAAACAAAAAAAUUCCACAGUUUGUUGUCCACAAUGGAAAGGAGAAUGAGUUUUCUGCAAAUAAUUCAGGAUGAUGUUUAGGUAUCAACUACGAACCAUUCUUGAAAAACCUUCACAUCUAAAUGGGGCACAAAGCACAUUGUUCAAAACUCACAAUUGCUGAAUUGAACAAGAAUUUUCCCUGUGGUAGUAUAAACUUUUGAAAUCAGAACUCCUACGUACCCAAAGUUCUGACUUUCAAAUAUAUUUGGAAUGUCCCUCAGCCAUUCAAAUAUACAAGGGACAAUGCACACAUCUGGGAGUAAUGGUUUCUAGGCAGGGGAUGGAAAUAGAGUGUGGUAUAUGUGAGACUAGUUCUGUCCAAGACCUUUAGGUCAGUGGACUGUUAAAGAAAAAUCAGCUAAUGCAAACAUGUAUGAUGUUCAUCACCUCAAAGACUACAGCAACACGAAAUGUUUAUUUGCUUUUGUGAAUGGACCAUGAUAUCUUAAAGAGCACAUAUAUAGCAAUGAAAGUAAAACAGUGUGUGAUAACAGUACAUUCAAAAUGCUAAGGAGCACCACACUAUAUGUACUAUUAUUACUGUGAAUUAGCUGCAAUAAGUACUGACUUUCUUUUGCAUUAAGGAUUAUGUAGUUUUUCAAAAGUUACAUUUUGUGAGAUUGAGCAAGAAUUCAGCAGCUGUUUUGAUUAUAAUCAGAGAUGAGACCUAGCUACAACAUUUCAUCUUCAACUUUGCACUCUUCUAGUGAAGCGCUUUUGAGUCAGGAUACAAUACUGGAUUCCUGUCACGCCUGAUUCAUAUAUUUUACACGAUAUGCAAUUUAUUAUUCUUUUUACACAGCAGGGAGAAUUGUUAUAGACACAAGUAUCCUGACGACAGAAAGAAGUUCCAGAAUGUCCAGUAACACUGGGAAUACAUCAAGGACAAUUGUGGCACAAAUACAGAAUGGGACUGACAGAGAUGAGUACAUCCCCACAAUCUUGACAUAUGUUUCCAUUCCAGUUGUGAUUUUGGGGCUAAUUGGCAAUGGGGCUGUUUUCCAGAUACUCUGCUGCAGGGUAAAAAGGACAAAUUAUACUGUAUAUGUACUGAACUUGGCCAUUGCUGAUUUUAUUGUACUCUUCUGUAACAUUUCAUUUUCUGCUUUCAGUUUAAUAAUUUGGAAAACCUUUGAUUUUGAAAGGUUCCUCUUUGUUGUACUUGAUAUCCUGUGGUUUUUUGGAUACAACUACAGUUUUUUUCUGUUGACAGCCAUUAGUGUUGAGAGGUGUCUUGGUGUUUUCUACCCCUUCUGGUAUCAUUCUAAUCGUCCAGAGCAUCUCUCAGCCAUACUCUGUACUGUUCUAUGGGUUAUCUCCUGUUUGGUGACUGUAGUAGAAUAUUUCACCUGUUGGUCAGAAUUUGAAAGGUACCAAAACCAAUGUUAUACAAAGUAUAUUGCUGCUAGUAUAUUCCUUGUUACCAUUUUCCUGAUCUUUACUCCAGUCAUGGUCCUUUGUAGUUUGAUCAUGUUUGUUAAAGUACAGAGACGUUCACAGCCAUCAUCAGCACGCUUGUACCUCACCAUUGCUGUCACCAUUGUAAUAUUCCUAAUCUUUGCUUUGCCUGGAAGGUUUGCCUACCUGGUAGGGUACUGGCAUCCAGAAGUGAAAUUGAUAUGGAAUGUUGUUCAGGUUUCUUUUUUCCUCAACAUAGUUAACAGCACUCUCAAUCCUUUUGUUUACUUUUUUGUUGGAAGGCAGAAAAAACCAAGAUUCCAUGAGCCCCUCUCUGUAGUGUUUCAGAGAUCCUGGAAUGAUCACAUGAACACCACGGAGGAAGCCUGAAAAUAUCUGGGAAGUCCUCGUGUUUCACUGAGGGAAGGCUUAUAGAUAAAUGUCUGAUGGAAAGAUACUUUAAAUUGUUCAGCUAUGAGCUUCAGAAUUCCAUUUUUGGGACAAGUUGCUAGUGUUCUUUCAAAAUUUUGUCCACUGGGUUCCAUUUAUCAUGUUUUAAUUUUUUUUGUUUCGUUAAUCUUUUUUUUGUUUAAAAAGAGGAUGGGGGUACCAAACACUUACAUAACUACAAACUCUAGAAGUCUGCACCAAACUCUAUUACUACCAUCCUCACACACACAAUACUCUAGAAACUAGCAAGUCUUGAUCUUUUGGAAAUCAUCUUAAAUAAACAUCAAAACAACAACUGUUGGUACUGAAAAAUCACCACUAAAUUCCCCCCGAGGGGGAU